Messenger RNA from Stylophora pistillata, 2221 nucleotides. RefSeq names its product exportin-1. Gene Ontology annotation, molecular function: nuclear export signal receptor activity; small GTPase binding. Gene Ontology annotation, biological process: ribosomal large subunit export from nucleus; ribosomal small subunit export from nucleus; protein export from nucleus. Lineage: Eukaryota; Metazoa; Cnidaria; Anthozoa; Scleractinia; Pocilloporidae. Gene Ontology annotation, cellular component: nucleus; cytoplasm. The record is from RefSeq and is a predicted model, not a curated record.
AUUACUGGAUGCUGUGCUGGGUGACUACCAAAGGAAUGUGCCCAAUGCUCGGGAGCCUGAAGUGUUGAGUACCAUGGCAACAUUUGUCAACAAAUUAGAGGGCUUCAUAUUCUGUACUCAUUGUUGAAAAGCUUGGAGCAAGAAGCUGCAGCACAGAGUUUCUAUCAGACGUACUACAUGAUGAUUGUUCAGCACGUGUUAUCAGUUGUCACAGACACAUCACACACUGCAGGUUUAACAAUGCAUGCAACAAUUUUGGCACACAUGUUCAGUUUAGUAGAAUCAGGGAAAGUCUCAGAGCCUCUCUUUGCUGCAGAAGCAACACAGUAUUCCUCAAAUCAGGCGUAUGUUCAAGAGUGUAUAGCCAAUCUUCUCAAGCAGGCAUUUCCACAUUUGCAACAUGCACAGAUUAAGUUGACUGUCCAAGGGCUUUUUGAUCUUAAUCAGAACAUUCCAGCCUUCAAGGAACAUUUGAGAGACUUCAUGGUGCAAAUCAAGGAAUACAGAGGUGAAGACGUUACUGACCUGUAUUUGGACGAGCGUGAUCAACAGCUAAAAUCAGCGCAGGAAGAGAAAAGAAAAGUUCAGCUUUCUGUACCUGGAAUUGUUAAUCCCCAUGAUGUGCCCGAAGAAAUGCAAGAUUAAUAUUUAUUACAAGUUUUUAAAGAUAUUCUUUAGCUAUUAGUUAGAUUUUGUCAAUAAGUAAGAUACUAUUAUUAUCUACAUUCAACAUGUAUUUUUGUACUUUUUGUGUUUGUAAUUACAUGAUAAUCUGGCUGAGAAAAGCAACUUACUUUUUAGGUAACUGCAAUUCUGAAACACUGUAUGAGUGGUGUAUAAUGGUACAUGGAUACCAUGCUCUUUAGCUGUUAUGGACAAUAAGUUGUAUUAUUUCAUGUUGAAAAUAGUUUUGCUGUAGGAGUCAGAAAGCCAAAGGCUGCAACAACUUGUACAAAUUGGAUGAUACAAUUUUUUAAAAAAGAUUUGUUGGUUUAUACUGAGCAGUGAGCAGUCAUAUUGAUUUAUAUGGACUGUUUCAUUAGAGGGAAAAGUUUGGUUGUAAAAAAUGCUUAUGGUGUUUGCCAGCUGAAACUGUUUAGACCAUUUUCCCUUUCAUGGUUUCCUGCACAGUGAUCCACUGAAAGUGUAGUGCUCGGUGUAAAGAUUUUGUCAGUAUAUCUUGAGUUUGUAUUAUUUUGUUACCAGUUAUUUACAUCCAUUCCAUCAUUUAAUAUAAAGUGUACUAUUGGAAAAGUGUGGAAUAUGAAUAAAAAGACGAGUAAUGUAUUUUAUAUUAUUUUAUAUUGCAAAGUAGGAAUUUAUGAACAGUAAGUAAAUGAACUGCUGUACAUUUCUAUAUUAUGUGGUGAAGAAUGGUUUCACCUCAAGGCAAAGGACAAAUUGUUAGGAAAUUUGUGUAACAUUCCUUUUAGGUAGAAAAGUCUGUCAUUAAGUUUGAAACAUGAAUGUUUUAGAUUUGUUGUCAGUGCAUUAUGAGAAUUUGAUGAUUUCUGCUAAACAUUCAUGCAUGUCACACUUUAUCUGUGCCAUUGAAGUAGGUUGAUGUUCUUCUGAAAUACAUGUAGUUGUUCAAGUUUAAACAGUUGCAAUUAGUCCAUUACGUUACGUUAUGCUAAUCUUGUAUCACAGUAAGAACUGUUCUUCAUAGUUUGUAACUCCAGAAACAUUAAAUUAAUCAUUUUUUGCAACUUGAAAAAAAAAAAAAAAGAGAAAGCAUAUGUUUUAUUGCUUGAGUUGUAGCCCCAAGAUUUGGUCAGAGCCUAUGUUUGCUUCUCUGAUGAAGCUGUUAGUCAAAGAAUUAAGUUGAGAACUUCAGUAGGUUGACAUUUUAGAUUUAUGCACUGUCAAAGCCCCCUUUGUAUCAUUUUGCACUAUGGUUUUGAUUUUAUUCCAUUAGCAGUUAGCCUCACUGUGUUGCAGCCAAUUUGCAUUUUUGUGAAUCUGCUUCCCUUUGGGGUGCAAGAGCUCAGAUGGGGUGUAACUUUUUGCAUUGCACAGUCCAGUAGACAUGAACCCAAGGUACGUGCAAAGAGAGAGUCCUCUACUAAGAGACUGUUUCUUUGUGCUUGCCUAGCACUCACCCACUAUUGUUUGUCACAAAUUAUUAAGUAUUUUGUUUUGUCUAAUAUUUUAAUUUGCAAACACAGGAUCAUACGAGGAUAUCACAACCAAAUUGUCAAUAAAAAAAAUAAACUCAGAA